AUGGAGGUCUACACGGAAGCUCAAGCAAGCAAGAUGAAGGUUCCGGAGCUGAAGGAAGCCCUCAAGGCAAGGGGUCUUGCCACUUCCGGCACCAAACCCGCCCUCAUCGCCCGCCUCAUCGCCGCCACCAAGCGGAAGAGGAAGGACGACAGCGAAGAUGAAGAUGAAGACGAUGACGACGGCGAACAAGCGGCCAAGAAGGACGAGGACAGCCGUCCCGCCAAGAAGGGCAAGGCCAAGAAGGCCUCGAGCGACGACGAAGAUGAAGAUGAUGCGAAGGAGGAGGCCAGCGGCGGCGGCGGCGGCGGCGGCGGUAUUGUCGAAGCGCUGGUCGACGACGGUUGGAAGGAGCUCCUCUCGAGUGAGUUCGAGAAGCCCUACUUCAAGAAGAUCCUUCAGUUCGUGGAGGGAGAGAAGAAGAAGACCAUGGUCCACCCGCCGGAUCACGAGGUGUUGAACGCGUUCAACUACACGCCUUUCGACCAGGUGAAGGUGGUGAUCAUCGGACAGGAUCCGUACAUGAGGCAGGGCCAGGCCCACGGCGUGUGCUUCUCCGUCAAGAAGGGUGUGAAGAUCCCGCCCUCGCUCAAGACCAUCUACAACGAAUUGAGCACCGAUAUCAAGGGCUUCAAGGCGCCCAACCACGGCUACCUCGAAAAGUGGGCUCGCCAGGGCGUCCUCAUGAUCAACGCCACGCUGACCGUGAACGAGGGCAAGGCCAACUCCCACGAGAAGUGCGGUUGGCAGACCUUUACGGACCGCGUCCUCGCGCUCGUUAAUGAGAAGAAGGAGGGGGUGGUGUUCCUCCUCUGGGGCGGGUUCGCCAUCAAGAAGGCCAAGGACGUCAACAAGAAGAGGCACCACGUCCUCGAGGCGGCCCACCCCUCGCCCCUGGCGGGCGGCAAGUUCCUGGGCUGCAAGCACUUCUCCAAGUGCAACGAGCUCCUGGAGCAGAUGGGCAAGGAGCCCAUCGACUGGACCCUCGGGCCCUGA
Molecule: messenger RNA, 993 nt
Organism: Acanthamoeba castellanii str. Neff
Lineage: Eukaryota; Discosea; Longamoebia; Acanthamoebidae
Product: uracilDNA glycosylase
Exons: 10
Coding region: 1-993 (330 amino acids)
Biological process (GO): base-excision repair, AP site formation via deaminated base removal; base-excision repair
Cellular component (GO): nucleus; mitochondrion
Molecular function (GO): uracil DNA N-glycosylase activity
Source: RefSeq, a predicted model, not a curated record